Messenger RNA from Hipposideros armiger (great roundleaf bat), 1110 nucleotides. It is a transcript of the gene AQP11, whose product is annotated as aquaporin 11. Gene Ontology annotation, biological process: transmembrane transport. Gene Ontology annotation, cellular component: cytoplasm; membrane. The transcript has 3 exons. The record is from RefSeq and is a predicted model, not a curated record. Bases 80 to 895 code for a protein of 271 amino acids. NCBI's taxonomy places the organism in Eukaryota, Metazoa, Chordata, Mammalia, Chiroptera, Hipposideridae. Gene Ontology annotation, molecular function: channel activity.
GCUGCGGACUUCGGACUCCGGCCCAUAGGCCGCCUCCCGCCGAGCCGAGCCGGCAGCCCAGUCUGACCGUGAGCGAGCCAUGACUGCUCUGCUGGGGCUCUGGCCCGAGGUGCAGGACACCUGCACCUCGUUGGGGCUGAUGCUGUCGACCGUGCUGUUCGUGGCGCUGGCCCGCGUGGUCCUCCGGCAGCAGAUGCACAAAUCCGUGGCCCACACCUUCGUCUUGGAGUUUCUGGCCACCUUCCAGCUCUGCUGCUGCACCCACGAGCUGCAACUGCUGAGCGAGCAGGAACCCGCGCACCCCACCUGGCCGCUGACGCUAAUCUACUUCUUCUCGUUGGUGCAUGGCCUGACCCUGGUGGGCACCUCCAACAACCCGUGCGGAGUGAUGAUGCAGCUGAUGCAGGGGGAAAUGUCCCCCGAGACAGGGGCGAUGAGGCUGCUGGCUCAGCUGAUUGGUGCCCUGUGCAGCAGGUACUGCAUAGGCGCCCUGUGGAGCCUGGGGCUGACCAGGUAUCACGUCAGCGAAAGGACCUUCGCUUGCAGGAAUCCCAUCCAAGUCGACUUGCCCAAAGCCGUCAUCAUUGAGGCCAUCUGCUCCUUUAUCUUCCACAGCGCUGUGCUGCACUUCCAGGAGGUCCGAACCCAACUUCGUAUCCACCUGCUGGCAGCACUCAUCACCUUUUUGGUCUAUGCAGGGGGAAGUCAAACAGGAGCUGUAUUUAACCCAGCUUUGGCACUUUCACUACAUUUCAAGUGUUUUGAUGAAGAAUUCCUUCAAUUUUUUAUAGUAUAUUGGCUGGCUCCUUCUUUAGGUAUAUUGUUGAUGAUUUUGACGUUCAGCUUUUUCCUUCCAUGGCUGUAUAACAACCAUACAACUAAUAAAAAGGAAUAACUAUUCCAAAAGACUCAGACUAAGUAACAGGACAGUCAAGCUGGCUGCACUGGAUUCAUCAAUGUCAGCGUCCUGUGAGGAAGCUGCCUUACACUUUUUCAUCACUGGGACUUAAAAAAAAAAUUACUGUGAAAAUGAGGCAUCCUGUGUUUCUCAGUUAAGACUUAAUUCUUUUAAGUGUGUAUUAAAUGCUGCUAGAAAAGGCUCAUUACAUU